AUGGCUGACUGGGAUCAAGUCACCAAGAUUGGCAGCAAGACCCGUGGCCCUGGUGCCUCGGAGCGCGAGACUGUCAUCCGUGGAAAGAGUGCUUUAAACGCGGCUGCACGAAGCGGUGCCGUUGUUGGUACCGAGAAGAAGUACGCUUCUUCCAACGCCAGUUCAGGUGGUGCUGAGGGUCAGCGCCUGACCAAGGUCGACCGAUCCGACGACAUCAUCAAGCCCAACACCAUUGGCAAGGUGGUUGGCGAUGCCAUCUCCGCCGCCCGACAAAAGAUGGAGCCCAAGAUGACACAGAAGGACCUCGCCACCCGAUGCAACACCACGCAGGGCAUUGUCGCCGAUUUUGAGCGAGGAACUGCCACUCCCGACCAGAAAGUUCUCUCAUCCAUGGAGCGUGUGCUCAAUGUCAAGUUGCGGGGAGCUGACAUUGGUGCCCCGAAGUUCCCUAACAAGAAAUAA
Pochonia chlamydosporia 170 is the source of this 462-nucleotide messenger RNA. RefSeq names its product helix-turn-helix type 3. The transcript is spliced from 2 exons. The record is from RefSeq and is a predicted model, not a curated record. The coding region runs from base 1 to 462 and encodes 153 amino acids. Lineage: Eukaryota; Fungi; Ascomycota; Sordariomycetes; Hypocreales; Clavicipitaceae. Gene Ontology annotation, molecular function: DNA binding. Gene Ontology annotation, cellular component: nucleus.